Triplophysa rosa is the source of this 3882-nucleotide messenger RNA. Its product is annotated as protein SGT1 homolog. The record is from RefSeq and is a predicted model, not a curated record. The coding region runs from base 171 to 551 and encodes 126 amino acids. Gene Ontology annotation, biological process: protein stabilization. The transcript is spliced from 6 exons. Gene Ontology annotation, molecular function: protein-folding chaperone binding. NCBI's taxonomy places the organism in Eukaryota, Metazoa, Chordata, Actinopteri, Cypriniformes, Nemacheilidae.
UAGGGUUGGUUUAGGGGUGGGAUUAAGAGGUUAGGCCCAAUCAUACAUCAGUGUUUUCGUACUAUUCUAUCCGAGGACUGGCGGGCCAUUGUACUUACUCAUCCCUUUAGUGUUUCGCUUUCUUCCUGAACUUUCUGCAGCAUUCUACAGAGCGCAGAUAUUAAGACCAAAUGGCAACCAGCAGGAGUUUCCCUGAUAGUUUUAUUGACGAGCAUCCGAAGACGGCUCUUGAGGAGCUAAAUAAGGCUUUGGAAGAGAAAGGUGAUAAUGCUGAUUGGCUCUGCCAGCGAGCUUAUGCCAAUAUACUACUGAAACAGUACAAUAGAGCAAUUGAUGAUGCCAAAAAAGCCCAGCAGCUGCAGCCAGAUCUGGCACUUGCAUUUUUAAGAAGAGGAAUUGCAGAAUAUCACCUUAAAAACUUCAGCACUGCUCAUCAGGUUUUCACAGCUGCAAAAGAGCUUGAUUGUUCCAGUGAAUGCUUGCAAACAUGGAUCCAGCAUUGUGAGGAGAAAAUGGCAAGUACGUAUAAUUCAACCAUGAUUUUCAUGUAAACUAUGAAAUCACUUUUGCUAACUCUUAAAUAGACAUCAGAUCUUGUAUUAGUAGUUAUGGGGAAGACGUUUUGGAACUAGUAACAGGGGUUGUAGUUUACUUUAAACAAAUGAAGUGACGUAAGCCGACCGACACUGUGGCAUUUAUAAAACAUAAAGAGCUGAAGGACGAUUUGGCGUUAACUGUGUUUUUUGUUUCAUGAUAACUGUGUUGUACUGUAGACCUAUAUAUUGCGAUUGAAUAUCAUCGAGACGGAGAAAAACAAUUACGUAAAUUCAGGUGACCAGUUAGUGCUGUUAAAAUCAGCUUUUUGUAUGUUUAUAUCUUGUAACAUGUUAAAAUACUGUUUUAUGGCAUGCGAUCAUCCAGUCAACAUACACUUGCAUCUCUGGUAGUUCCUGUUAUUCUCUGUUAGACCCUUCUCUAAAGGAGCAAAUUAAGACACUCCAAAAGGUUUUCCUGAACUAAAACAUCUUUCCAGUUUCAGGCUUUGCGAACACAACAAAAAACAGGUACUUGUGCUUAUUAGUUCUGGUAAAAUUAGGCGCUUUCUGACUAAAUAAGUUUAGGAACAAAGUUUUGGAACGCGUAAAGAGGGCUGUCUUUUGUGAACUUAAGUUUUCCCUCAACAACAAAGCAAUUUAAGCUUGUCCGUCAACAAUGACAAACAACCAAACAACAGAAGUUCAGCCAAUAAGCGUUUGCUUACGUCACAGGUCGUUCCUAUCCUGCUGGUUUACACCCUGCACAGAGACUGUGCUAAAGUGUUCCUCAAAAACGUUCCCAACUAAAAUUCUGGUCGGUUCCGGCUGUGCAAACACAACAAAAAGCGGGUACUUCCGGCAAGUUGAUCUGGAACUACAAAAACGUUCAUGUGGUCAAAAAGCCCCUUAUGAAAUCAUUCAGGGGGUGUGUAAGCCCCUACUAGUUUUCUAUGAUGGUGUUUUUAAAUAGCAAAUGCGGCACAGAAGCCAAAUCUGAAGCAACAUUAAACCACAAAAAUGUGUAUUUACACUGACUGUUUAAUGCGGAUCUGAAGUGGCAUUAGUGCAUUUAGGAGGGUCAUUCACUCCUCAAAAUUUUAAAAUGUUUUUACAGAAGCAAGACCAAUAUCAGUAGUGAUGAAAGCUAAAAUAUCAAAUGCCACCGAUGAACUGUAAUUGAGUAAUCUAGUCAAAUCUAUUUGUAGAAGAGGGUAAAAUCAAGACUUCUAUCCUGGAAAUGUUAAAUGAAAAUGUCAAGAAAUUUUUGAGAUACGUUAAUCAGGGAUGUGAUUUUUCUGUAUAAAUACGGAUUUCCGUCGUGGGACAUCCCGUGUAAAUUGCGCAAAUUCAAUCUUUUUUUUUCAUGGAGUGGGUGGGGUGCUUUGCGAUGCGUGCGGCAUCAUCAUUCAAUAGGUUACCUGGGUCCUUAAUGCCUUCUACGUUGUGCAUGUUUGUUGAGAUGUGCAGAACGACUGCUUCACUUGUAGCACAAUCAUCAGUUGUGUUGGAUUUUACAUGGCGCUGCACAGAAGCAUUGGUGUAUGACAGAGAACAGACUGCUCUGUGUGGUUACAAAACGCUCUUGUGGAACUUUUAUGUUAUAUCUGAUAGGUAUGCGCAGCCCUGCAUGAAGUCCAGCACACUAAUGCAUACAGGGUCUGUGGAAAGUCAUCAAAGGUCACUUAGAUAGAUUAGUACUUAUAAAAUCAUGUAGUAUUAUUUUUACUAACAAUUAUUUUCAUUUCAGUGGGGAACUGAACAGUUGUUUGACAGUGUAAGAUACAAAACGUUGUAAAACGUAAGGUUGCUAAUGUAACCCCGGUUCUCUGAGAACAGAGCAAGGUAUCUCUAUGGGAAACGCCACAGGCGUGAUAGACUAUGGAAGCACCAACUACACCACCCGGCAAGAAUAAAAAAAACAUAUAAUUUCUCUGUAGAGCCAACUUUAAGAACUGUAUAGGCCCUAGUUGGCGCAGUGACAUCCUCAACAAGUUUACACUCCUCCGAGGAAAAGGGAGGGAGUAAAAGGCAUGCAGCUACAAAGUAGUGCAGUUAUAAGAUAAAUCACUGACAAGCCGGAUUAGGCACAAGUGUAACCUUGCUGUGCUCCGGACUAAAACGCAGACAUGCUUGGUGGAACUGACAAAGCAUGUAACUCCCCGACUCGCUUAGCUGAUACUAAUGCUAAUGCGAGAAUUAGCAGCAAGGCCUGUUUCGACUGCACGGAUUGGAUUGUCUUUGAAGCUGCAGCCGCUGAUCUGGAUGAGUUAAUUGACACAGUGACAUCCUACAUCAGCUUCUGUGAGGACAUGUAUUCCCACAAGGACUCACUUAACAUGCAACAAUGACAAACCAUGGUUUACAAUGAAACUGAGACAGCUUCAUCAGGCCAAAGAAGAUGCCUACAGAAGUGGGGACAAAGUCUUGUAUAAACAGGCCUAAAACACACUGACAAAGGAGAUAAGAGCAGCUAAGAGAAGCUACUCUGAAAAGCUGAAGAACCAGUUUUCAACCAAAGACCCUGCAUCAGUGUGGAAAGGCCUGAAAGACAUUACCAACUACAAGCCAUCAUCACCUCAGUCUAUGGGUAAUCAACGACUGGCUGAGGAUCUGAACGACUUCUAUUGUCGUUUUGAAAAGCAGAGUCUCACCCGCCACACCCGCCCUGACCCUAUCUCUGCUAUACCAUUAACACCUCCUCUUGACACUCAACCUGCACUUAGGAUCUGCGAAGAGGAUGUGUGCCAGCUUUUCCGCAAACAAAAGAUCAGAAAAACACCAGGCUUGAUGUGGUAAAAGUCGAUCUUGAAGUUCAAAAAAUCUCUCAGACAAAGAAGGUUCAGGUGUCAAGGAGUUAACUUUAUUUGAUCAGGCCAAACAAAGUGAGAUGUCCCAAGUCAUCUGAAAACCAAGUGUUUUCCAGCCUACAGUUAUCGUGAAACUUAGGAAAGGAGGUGCUUUCCUAAACCAAUCAGGAAAUUCCCUUUAUCUUUUAUUUUUUAUUAUCCAAUCAUUCUCGUCUGCCACUAUUAUUUUCUAGGCAACAAGGUUUGUAUAUAAUGGUGGAAUGUCGACAUUUACUUGAUUUUUUAAAAAUAAGUUUUCCUGUUGGUACCAGUUUUCAGGCCACAAAGUGAACUACAUGUUCAACCUUCUGAACUUUAUCUAGGUCAGGCCUUAAACAGAUCUCAAAGACAUCACUGAAUUAUGUAUUGCUGAAAUCUGUUCUAUACUUGGUUAAAAUGAUUAAACAUAUACUUAUAAUUCAAACAACACUCAAUCAUUGCUUAAGUAUGCAGAUUAUAUCAUUAAAUCAUAAAAUCAUCUUCAUAUAUUCAGUUGUAAC